UUGAGUUGAUUCAUACUUCCUGCAAGUUAUCUUCAGUGUAACUGUCAACCACAGAGGGAACGACUGCAAGCAUCUUCCUGAUUCUAGGCAUGAGUCGACAUUUGCCGUUAUUCCUGCUGUUCUUCCUCCUGUCGUUGGUUCCAAAUGGAUGGUGUCAAAAAGAAGAGGUUUGCUCCAAGUCCAUAAUAAACUCCUGCAAUGACUGUGUCACAUCUGGGCCGUACUGUGCUUGGUGCCAACAGCUGAAUUUUACCAAAGCUGGUGAGCAAGAGGCGGCACGCUGUGAAACCCAAGCUAAGCUGAGGGAACGAGGUUGCCGUGAAGAAGAAAUCAUCUACCCUGCAAGUGUUCAACAAAUUGUGAAGGCAGAAUCUUUGUCCAAUUCAUUCAACAUGCAAGAGCCUGUUCAGUUGAGUCCACAGAAGAUAAGUCUCAAACUGCGACCUGGGCUUCCAACCACAUUCAGCGUUUCGUUUAAAAGAGUUGAGGGUUAUCCAGUUGAUCUCUACUACCUGAUGGACCUGUCUUUCUCCAUGAGAGAUGACUUAGAAAAUGUUAAAGGACUGGGGAAGGAUCUUUUGGCUGCGCUAAAUAAAAUUACUCAACAUGCUCAAAUUGGUUUUGGUGCCUUUGUUGAUAAGACUGUCCUUCCAUACACAAACACCAACAAGAACAAGCUGCAGAAGCCGUGUGAUGAGAAUUAUGAGUGUCAAGCUUCGUUUGGCUAUCGGCAUGUGCUUAGUAUGACGCCAAGGAGUGACGAGUUCAGAAACGUGGUGACAGCGCAGUCCAUUUCUGGGAACUUGGAUUCUCCUGAAGGGAGUCUUGAUGCCAUGAUGCAAGCGGCUGUAUGUGGGAGUAAAAUAGGUUGGAGGAACAGUAGCACUCGACUACUUGUGCUGGCAACGGAUGAUGGAUUCCAUAUGGCCGGAGAUGGAAAACUGGCGGGCAUUCUGGAGCCAAAUGAUGAGCAGUGUCACAUGACAAACAACCUGUACACCAAGACCAACCUGAUGGACUACCCAUCUGUUGGUCAACUCGCGAUGCAGUUGGAAGAAAACAAUAUUCUACCAAUCUUUGCUGUGACAAAAGAUGUGGAAAACAUGUACAAGCAACUUUCGAAGAUGAUUCCAAAAUCUGAGGUGGGAGUUCUGUCGCACGAUUCGAACAAUGUUGUCCAGUUGAUUGAAAGUGCAUACAAUAGGUUGUCCUCCAAAGUUACCCUAACCCACGAUAAUCUGCCUGAAAAUGUAAGAGUUGUCUACACCCCGCGAUGUGAAGACGCACGACAAGAAGGGGACAACAAGGGAGUUUGUGACAACGUCCUUGUGGGACAGAAGAUAUCUUUCGACGUGACAGUAACAGCAGACGCGUGCAUUAACAACAAGUCAUUCUCUAUCAGACCACUUGGUAUUAAAGACACGUUGACAGUGGAAUUAUCCACAAACUGUGAGUGUCAAUGUAAGAACCCCAGUGAAAGUGAACACCCACAUUGCGGGGGCAAGGGAAGAAUCAGCUGUGGAAUUUGCAGUUGCAGUCAAGGCUUCGUGGGUCAGUUCUGUGAGUGCUCCAUUCGCAACAAGGACGAGCCUACCCAGAGGUCUUCCUGUCAGAGGGAGAAAGGCAUCGACUGUGAGGGUCGAGGAGAUUGUGUGUGUGGCAGAUGCCAGUGCCACACCACAGCAAGUGGAAGCAGUUACCACGGUGACUUCUGCGAAUGUGACGACGAACAUUGUGAAAAGUUCCAGAAUAGAUUAUGUGGAGGAAAUGGUAGGUGCAACUGUGGCCAAUGUGAAUGCUACCCAGGCUUUGAUGGCUCAGCAUGCCAAUGCACCGUGUCAGAGGAGGGGUGCCGUACCCUGAACAACACCAUUUGCUACGGCAGAGGGAUCUGCAAGUGCAACCGUUGCGAGUGUAAAGACGGAUACCAGCGUCCACAUUGUCAGACAUGUCUUGGUUGUCCUGACCCGUGUCAAAUCAAACUAAAUUGCAUCGAAUGCCUCGGCUUUGACUCGGGUCCCUUCAAAAAGAACUGCAGUCUGGUGUGCGGAGAGAGCGUUUUGCAUGACAUGGUGGAUCAGUUCACCUUUUCGAGUAAACAGUGCAAGGAAAAGGACGUGGAAGGCUGCUGGAUCAAAUUCAAACUGGAUCAGCUGGUUGGAAUUGACAGGUACAGGGCUGAAAUUCUCAAACAGAGAGAAUGUCCAGAACCACCUAACGUCUUGGCCAUCAUCGUAGGCUCCAUUGCAUCAGUGGCUCUCAUUGGCAUCGUGUUGUUAUUGCUUAUCAAGUUACUCAUCUACAUGAAGGACCUGAAAGAGUUCAGGAAGUUUGAAAAUGAAAAGAAGAAAUCCAAGUGGGCAGAGGCGGACAAUCCACUGUUCAAGAAUGCCACCACCACUGUGGCCAAUCCAACCUUCACUGGAGAGUGAGCACUUUUGCAGCACUGCCAACAGAACAGGAGUUGCAUUACCAUCUCAACUCGAAAAUUAACUUCAAGCGUAAAUAUAUUUCUUUUUGGCACAAGAUUUGAAAAGUCGUUUCUAAUGUCUCUUUUUUAAUGUUCUUUAUUAUGUCUACUUUCAAAAUAAACAAUGUCCUGUUCAUUCCUA
Molecule: messenger RNA, 2612 nt
Organism: Nerophis lumbriciformis (worm pipefish)
Lineage: Eukaryota; Metazoa; Chordata; Actinopteri; Syngnathiformes; Syngnathidae
Gene: itgb2
Product: integrin, beta 2
Biological process (GO): neutrophil chemotaxis; integrin-mediated signaling pathway; cell adhesion mediated by integrin
Cellular component (GO): cell surface; focal adhesion; integrin complex
Molecular function (GO): integrin binding; protein kinase binding; amyloid-beta binding
Source: RefSeq, a predicted model, not a curated record